CCCUGACGCACGCCUGAGGCCGUACGCCUUUGUCCUCUCGCGAUUCGCGCCCGCGCCCUCAACGGCUGAGAGUCGGAUCCCGGCCUGGAGCUGCGUGGGUCCCGGGCCCCCCCUUCUCUCCGCCUUCGGGAACUGGGAGAACCCCGAGAUGGCGUUGGCGGAAGUGAAGCCCCAAUUACGGGUUGGAUCAUAUCUGGCUGGUGGCACUCCAGCCAUUGCUAUACCAAUGAAGUACAUCCUGGUCACAGGUGGAGUCAUCUCUGGCAUCGGUAAAGGGAUCAUUGCCAGCAGCAUUGGGACAAUUCUGAAGUCAUGUGGACUCCGGGUUACUGCCAUCAAAAUCGAUCCUUAUAUUAACAUUGAUGCAGGCACUUUUUCACCUUAUGAACAUGGUGAAGUGUUCGUCUUAAAUGAUGGUGGAGAAGUUGACUUAGACCUUGGAAAUUAUGAAAGAUUUUUGGAUAUUAACCUUUAUAAAGACAACAACAUCACCACUGGGAAGAUAUAUCAGCAUGUGAUCAAUAAAGAGAGGCGUGGUGAUUUCAUGGGGAAUACAGUGCAAGUUGUCCCUCACAUUACUGAUGCGAUCCAGGAGUGGGUCAUGAAUCAAGCCAAGGUGCCUGUGGAGGCUAGUAAGGAACAGCCCCAAGUAUGUGUUAUUGAGCUGGGAGGCACCAUUGGAGAUAUUGAAGGAAUGGCAUUUGUAGAAGCAUUCAGACAAUUCCAGUUUAAGGCAAAAAGAGAGAAUUUUUGUAAUAUCCAUGUAAGCCUUGUCCCACAGCCUAGUUCUACUGGGGAGCAGAAAACCAAACCCACACAAAACAGUGUCCGCGCGCUGAGGGGGUUAGGUCUGUCUCCAGAUUUGAUUAUCUGCCGAAGCUCAAUGCCUGUCGAGAUGGCUGUGAAGGAGAAGAUUUCUAUGUUUUGUCAUGUGAACCCUGAACAGGUCAUAUGUAUCCAAGAUGUUUAUUCCACAUACCAAGUGCCUGUGCUGCUGGAGGAACAAGGUGUUGUUAAAUAUUUUCAGGAGAGACUGCACCUGCCAACUGGUGAUUCUGCAAGUAAUUUGCUUUAUAAGUGGAAAAAUAUGGCUGAGAGAUAUGAAAAGUUACAGAAGACAUGCUCCAUAGCUCUAGUUGGCAAAUAUACCAAGCUCCUGGACUGCUAUGCUUCCGUGUUCAAAGCCCUGGAGCAUUCAGCCUUGGCCAUCAACCAUAAGUUGAAUCUGAUGUACAUAGACUCCAUUGAUCUGGAGCCGAUCACUGAAUCUGAGGACCCUGUGAAAUUCCAUGAAGCUUGGCAGAAGCUAUGCAAAGCUGAGUUGCUUUUUGCACAUAAUUUGUUCAUUUGCUUUGUAUAUGUACUUUUCAAAAUAGGAAUUUGCCUUGGGAUGCAGCUAGCAGUGAUAGAGUUUGCAAGAAACUGCCUUAACAUGGAAGAUGCUCAUUCUACAGAAUUUGAGCCAAAUACUUUAGUUCCUUUGGUGAUUGAUAUGCCUGAAUACAUCCCUGGCAAUUUGGGAGGAACAAUGAGGCUGGGAAUGAGAAGAACUGUUUUCAGAACUGAAAAUUCAUUAUUAAGGAAAAUUUAUGGUGAUGUUCCCUUUAUAGAAGAAAGACACAGACAUCGGUAUGAGGUGAACCCUAGUAUGAUCAACCGAUUCGAGCAUAGUGACUUACGUUUUGUUGGUCAGGAUGUGGAUGGGGAGAGGAUGGAAAUCCUUGAAUUGGCAAAUCAUCCCUAUUUUGUUGGUGUCCAGUUCCAUCCGGAGUUCUCUUCAAGGCCAUUGAAACCUUCUCCUCCAUACUUGGGGCUGUUGCUUGCAGCUACCGGGAACCUGAAUGCCUUCGUGCAGCAGGGAUGCAAACUCUCUGCCAGUGAUAGAUACAGUGAUUCGAGUGAUGACAGCUUGUCCGAGCAACGGAUAGCAGAUUUGGAGAUAAACUAAUACAGGACGUGGAAGGAUGUGGACUGCCAGCAAGGCAUCUGAAGUAAUUGAACUCAAUAUGAAGGAACUAUCUGAAGAAAUCACCACAUUCAUAGCAUCACUCUGUUCUCCACCAAACAUGGGCUAUAAAGCCUCAAAGUUAAUCUAAUACAUGUUUUCAUGAACCAGCACCAAAGGGGUUGUUUUCUUUUCCCUCCAGAUGGUGCCUUUGGUACUUAGAAAUUUCUGUAGUUGAUUAAAAGUUUUCAAGCAA
Molecule: messenger RNA, 2201 nt
Organism: Otolemur garnettii (small-eared galago)
Lineage: Eukaryota; Metazoa; Chordata; Mammalia; Primates; Galagidae
Gene: CTPS2
Product: CTP synthase 2
Exons: 19
Coding region: 149-1948 (599 amino acids)
Biological process (GO): CTP biosynthetic process; pyrimidine nucleobase biosynthetic process
Cellular component (GO): cytoplasm; cytoophidium
Molecular function (GO): CTP synthase activity; identical protein binding
Source: RefSeq, a predicted model, not a curated record